Molecule: messenger RNA, 3031 nt
Organism: Phascolarctos cinereus (koala)
Lineage: Eukaryota; Metazoa; Chordata; Mammalia; Diprotodontia; Phascolarctidae
Product: N-formyl peptide receptor 2
Biological process (GO): inflammatory response; complement receptor mediated signaling pathway; phospholipase C-activating G protein-coupled receptor signaling pathway
Cellular component (GO): plasma membrane
Molecular function (GO): complement receptor activity; N-formyl peptide receptor activity
Source: RefSeq, a predicted model, not a curated record
ACACAGAGAGAGACAGAGAGGCAGAGAGAGAGACGGAGACCUGGACUCCUGAAACGGGCCAGGGACCUAUGGGCUAAGGGCUGGAUCUGAGAGCCUCCCAGGAGGGAUAAGUAUGACAUGCUGAGUUCUUCCUCCUCCAUUACCAGCAGAACUUGCUGAUGGGGUCUAUGUGCCUGUUCUGACCACAAAUUAUGCAACUGUGGAUCAGUCCCGGAUACUCCUUCCUCGUCUUUUAACCGAAAGCUGAACCAACUCCCAGAGGAGACCAGAGGCCAGUGAGGCAUCAGUACGUAUGCGGAAGCCAACACACAACAGGAAGUGGAGAGUUGCAGAAAGACAGUGGUCUGGUGUGGAGAUAACCAAGAAGCGUUGUAGAGGCUGGUUCCGGGCAAAAUAAGGCUAAACUUCUCUCAAAGAGCUCCAUGUUCCAGCAGUGGAGUCCAAGGUUCCAUUGGGAAGGAACUGAAAAUGAGGACCAGAGGUCAGGCAGCCUGGUGUGGAGAAGUCAAUAUGCUUUAAUAUGAACUCAUUCCAAAAGCUGGGAAGGAUCAAAUAAAAAGUGCUGCUUUCCAAGCUCUUCAUCACCUAGUGACGACCUACCUUUCCAGCCUUCUUACAUCUUUGAUCCAGUGACACUGGCCUUCUGGCUGUUACAUGAACAAGACCCUCCAUCUCUCAUCUCCAGCCAUUCCCUCUGGCCGUCUCCCACGACUGGCACACUCUCCCUCCUCUACUCUUUGGCUUCCUUCAAGUCCCGACUAAAAUCCCAUUUUUUCUUGGAAGUUUUCUUCAACCCCUCAAUUCCAGUGCCUUCUGUCUGUUAAUUAUUUCCCAUACGGGCCAUCUCCAGUUGUCCUGAUCUGUAUUUCGCCGCUGGACCCAAAACGCUCUGGAGAAGCUGUGGCUGCUGGCUUUGCACGGCGCUCUAUCGCUUGAAUCCGAUGCACUUGUGCUAGCAUGAUGGAGAACUCCUCAGUGCUCCCUUCAGAUGCUUCAGACGCCCUCUUCCCCACAGAGGCACCACCAACUGCCGUCCACCAGGCCUUCUGGAUCAUCUCACUCAUCAUCUUCUGCCUAGCCUUUGUGCUGGGCAUAACUGGCAAUGGGCUAGUGAUCUGGGUGGCAGGCUUCCGGAUGGCUCGCACGGUCACCACUGUCUUGUUCCUCAACCUGGCUUCAGCAGACUUCACCUUCACUGCCUUCCUGCCAUUCCUCAUCAUUGGCACCGCCCUGCAGCCCCACUGGCCCUUUGGCUGGUUCCUCUGCAAGCUAAUUAGCUCCCUGGCUAUUUUUAAUAUGUCUGCCAGCGUCUUCUUGCUGACCCUCAUCUCUCUUGACCGCUGUGUCUCUGUCCUCUGGCCAGUGUGGGCCAGGAAUCACCGCACACCUCGUCGAGCUGCCCUGGGUGCUGCAGGCGCCUGGACUUUUGCUCUGGCCUUCUCUGUCCCAACAGUCAUCUUCAGGACCACAUACACAGAGAAUGAGACCACUAUUUGCUACUCUGAGUUUGACCCCUGGGAGGAGGCAGGAGAUGAUGAGGAGUACUAUGAUGCCCUGUCUGAAAGCCGCCACCGGUCACUGGUGGUCAGCCGCUUCAUCCUUGGCUUUGUAAUUCCACUCCUCAUCAUUACUGUCUGCUAUGGCCUCAUCACUGUCAAGCUCUGGAGUACAGUGAAGACAAAGUCCAGUCGGCCCUUCAAGAUCCUCACGGCCGUGGUGGCCGCCUUCUUCCUCUGCUGGCUCCCUUACCACGUGAUGGGCAUGAUAGAGGUUUCUGUCUCCAGCCAUCCACACUUCGAAGAGGUUCUGCCUUACCUGAGCCCUCUCUCAUCCUCCCUGGCAUUUAUCAACAGUUGCCUCAAUCCCUUGCUCUAUGCCUUCAUAGGCCGGGACUUCAGGGAGAGACUGUUCAGAUCCCUGCCAGCUGCUCUGGAGCGGGCUCUGAGUGAGGAGUCUGCCCCGACUGUAACCACGGGCAAUAGUUCUACCUGUGCACCUCCUGCCAGUGAUGCCGAAACUCAGGGUCUGUGAGGGGGCGCCUUAUCUUCUGUGGUCUUUCUGUGGGGCCUGCCUUCACGUGGUCCAAAUUCCAACUUCUAAAAGACCCACCAACUCUGACAUUUUAUGUUCUAAGGUCACUCCUGGCUCUGACAUUUCAGGUUCUAAGGGCCCUCCCACCUUGACAUUCCAGAUUCCAAAUCUCCUUCCCUUCUGACAGGGCUCUCAAACCUCUAACAUUCUAGGUUCUAAGAGCCCUUCCCCCUUUGACAUUUCCAAUUCUAAGAGUCUUCUCACCUCUAACAUUCUAGGUUCUAGGGAUCCUCUCACCUCCAACAUUCAAGGUUCUAAGAGCCCUUCCCCCUUUGACAUUUCCAUCCCAAAUCCCUGGGUCCCACCGUUGUUCUUCCUGAACCCUCUCAGAUUUCUAAGCCUUCCCUCAGAAGCUCCCAGCUCCCUCUGGCCAAUGGCCCUUCCUGCUGUGGCUUUGGGCCCCCAGACAUGGACAAGCUUCCCAUUAGAUCACCAGAGUUUGUUUCCAAAAUCAACAUUGGACUCCUCCAGGCCUUGGUCCUGCUCCCUCAGCCUUCUGGCCCCAGCCUCUUCAGCCUUCCCAGCACAACCCUGGGGGGAAGUGGGAAUACUAGGGUGAAGAGAAAGGGGAUCCUCUUCCAGGACCUAAAAGGGAGAGGGCCAGGGAAGUAGCCUGAGACUGAGAACACCAAGAUCUGGGUUCGAGUCCUUACUCUGCCAGUGGGACCUAGGCUUAGACGUAAUUAAUGGAGGCUGAAGUGGCCCUUGGUGACCCGGGAGCACCUCCAAGGUACCAUUUCUUUUUUUUAAUAGAUGAUUUGUAAUAUUUUUUACUGGUUUUCAUGCCCCCAGAUCUCCCCAUCUUCUUCCAAAAAGCCACCCCUUAACAAUAAAGAACUCCAAAAAGCAGGGGAGAGGUGUUAAAGGAGGAAGAUGAGAGAAAAGUUCAGCAAAACUUCUCCAUUAAUGGAGCAGCUAGAUGGUGCAGUGGAUAGAGCAC